AUGGGAAGGGUUAAGCUCAAAAUUAAGAAGUUGGAGAAUACAAAUGGCCUUCAAGCGACCUAUGCCAAAAGGAAACAUGGCAUCAUGAAGAAAGCUAAUGAGUCGAUUCUGUGUGACAUUGACAUAAUCCUUCUCAUGUUCUCUCCCAUUGGCAAGCCUUCAUUAUGCAAUGGAAAGCGGAGUAGCAUUGAAGAGGUCAUCGCAAAGUUUGCUCAAUUAACUCCACAGGAACGUGCUAAACGGAAGCUGGAAAGUCUUGACGCACUGAGAAAGACUUUUAAGAAAUUGGACCAUAAUGUAAAUAUACAAGAAUUUCUGGGUUCAAGUUCUCAAACAAUAGAGGACCUGAAAAAUCAAACAAGAGUAUUGCAAACUCAAAUUUCUGAAAUACAUCACCGUCUGAGCUAUUGGACUAACCCAGAGAAGAUCAACAGCGUAGAACAUUUGGGUCAAAUGGAAAAUUCGAUCAGGGAAUCGCUUAACGAAAUCCGUUUGCAUAAGGAAAAUUUGGGAAAGCAGCAGCUUAUGUCACUAGAAUGCACUGGUCAGUUCCAAAAUGGAUUGCAUAUGCCCUUCAGACUGUGUUCUGAGCGACAGCUCCAACCUCUCUCAUGGAUUCCAGAUAAUGACAAUAGAGAUAUGGUUUUACCAGAGGAUCCAAAUUUGCUUUCGCAUAGGGAUGUAGAAUGUUCUGGAAGUUCUUCUUUCGGGAGUUAUUCUGGCUACUUAGGCACAAAUAAAAGUUCAGAAAUCUCAAAUUCUGGGCAGGACAGCAGCCUACUUAGUGAGUUAACAGGAACUGCAUCAGUGAGGCUGCAACUGGGUGGGCAAUGCUCCUACCAACCGUAUAAUGUCAAUUUUCUGAAUGAUAAAUUCCAACCAGUGUCAGAGUUGAACAUACAAGAUAACCUGGAUUAUCAUGUCAAUGGAAGCUUGGAAACUCCUAGACCUGGGUAUGACACACAUGGUAGUUGGGCCUCCACAUCUGGGCCUUGUGAAGCUAGCUUGUUUGAUGGACACUUGUUUUCUCAGCAACUCAACUGAGAUUGAAAGAGGCUUACUAUUCAGUGAUAGAUGAGGUUAAUGGAGAAGUUGGUCUGUGUAAAUUUCUCAAGCACCAAAGUAGGCCUGCUGAUUUUGCGAUGGUGUCUUAUGGCUAUUCAAAAGCAUGAAUCAGGCAGUGAAAUAUGUGUAAGUGACCUGAUAGUACUUGAUAGAUUGAAUAGUGCUGAGAUAGUUGAAUGAGGCACCACAUUUAUCAUAUUAUAUCAUACAAGUUAUACAACAGUAGGUUUUGGGGAGCUAAUUUUUAUUCCUCCUUUUUGGUGAUGAGAUACAACACAACAGUAGCUGUAAAUUAAAGGGAAAACAAUUAUGUAUAAUAUGAAGUUCCUUUCCAACA
Mangifera indica (mango) is the source of this 1402-nucleotide messenger RNA. Its product is annotated as agamous-like MADS-box protein AGL30. The record is from RefSeq and is a predicted model, not a curated record. Gene Ontology annotation, molecular function: RNA polymerase II cis-regulatory region sequence-specific DNA binding; protein dimerization activity; DNA-binding transcription factor activity, RNA polymerase II-specific. Gene Ontology annotation, biological process: positive regulation of transcription by RNA polymerase II. NCBI's taxonomy places the organism in Eukaryota, Viridiplantae, Streptophyta, Magnoliopsida, Sapindales, Anacardiaceae.